Metschnikowia bicuspidata var. bicuspidata NRRL YB-4993 is the source of this 273-nucleotide messenger RNA. RefSeq lists its product as uncharacterized. Lineage: Eukaryota; Fungi; Ascomycota; Pichiomycetes; Serinales; Metschnikowiaceae. The coding region runs from base 1 to 273 and encodes 90 amino acids. Gene Ontology annotation, cellular component: ribosome. Gene Ontology annotation, molecular function: structural constituent of ribosome. The record is from RefSeq and is a predicted model, not a curated record. Gene Ontology annotation, biological process: translation. The transcript has a single exon.
AUGAAUCAGUUUCUUAGCACAGCGAACAAGGUGAUUUUUGGUCAGCGACCAGCAGUUAGUCUUCUCAUACAAACAAGAAAUAAAACAAAGACAUGUAAGGCUAUGGCCAAGAGAUUUAUCAAAACCGGGAGCGGCUACAAGAGAAAGCAAGCAGGAAGAAACCACGGUAACGGAAAUUUCAGUGCUCACUCUAUCAGACACCUAGAUUCGUAUGUUGCUGUUACUAACAAGGGUUUGCAUUUGAAAAAGUUGAAAAAGGCUAUGGGAUUCUAA